AUGGCGUACAACGGAUCACAACUGCUUCCCGGGCAGUCAGCUCCUCUCGAAGUUCUUACUGCUACGGAUCAAAGUGGUGUCAUCUUGAUUGCGGCAGCGCUGGGUUUGAUUUUCGCUAUCAUCUCGCUGCUCAUUCGAGUUUACCUCCAACUGGAAGUUCGGCACCAUGUUGCUCGCGAUGAUGCUGCUGUUCUGCUUGCCAUGCUGGUUUUUGUUGGCCAGUCAAGUGCUGUAUUUGUAGAAGUAUCCAAAGGCUUUGGGAAGACUUUGUCAGAUAUCCCGCUCAGCAACUUGACGUCUUUGCAAAAGGCUUCAUACUCGAGCGAUAUCCUCUACCUCGUUGCUGUAUGGUUGACAAAAUGCUCCGUUGCUUUUUUGACAAUCCGUCUGUCACCAGACAAGCGCCAUAAUUUCGCAUCCAAUGCCGUCCUCUAUACUUCGACGUUGUUUGUGGUGAUCUCGAUCUUUAUGUUUGCUUUAGGGUGCAAUUUGUCUGAGCCGUGGCUUUUUAUCGAUACUCCGUACGGCAUGAAUAUGUUCCUUCGUUGGCAAAUUGUGGCUGCGUUUGAUAUUGUGACAGAGCUUGCUCUGCUUGCUCUUUCAUUCUACCUUGUUGGAGGUCUGCAACUCUCCAGAUACAAGAAAUUCGUGGUGAUAUUUGCCUUUGCCCUCCGCUUACCUAUCAUCGUUGCAAUUGCUUUCCGACUCCAUUUCCUCCGAAACGAGCUCUCGAGUUCGGAUCCCACGCUCAAAGGCUCCCUUGCCUCGGUCUCGACACAAAUCCAAAUCAGCUAUGCGAUCAUCGCAGCCACCACUCCAUGUCUUCGACCCUUCAUGUCUGCACUCAGUACCAAUUACGGCGCACCCGCGCAGAUCAAGACACCAUCAAGCACAAAAAAGUCAGACAACAGCUAUGCGUUGUCGUCUUUCUCGAAGAAUCGAGGUCAAGAGAAGGGAAAACAGAUAAAUAUAACCAAGACUGUGCCCGAUACGAGAUGGGAUUUGGCAGAUCAUCAUGCAUCAGUCGUGGCUGGCGAUAAUAUCAGUUUUGACAGCCAUUCAAGUAUUCAGAUGAUCAUUCAGAAGAAUACUGAAUGGGGAGUGGAAUUUGAAGGACGAAGUCAGAGAUCCGAACUUUCGCCUGAGCCUCCUCAGGAGCCUUCUCCGCAACGCUGAUUCUGUAUAUUUCUUUUGGUCAUGACACGGAGUACUGGGUAGAUGGGAUAGAGUCGCAAGCCAUUGGAUUUCUUGUAGCAAUCCACGUCAACAACAAUGGCAA
This is a messenger RNA of Mollisia scopiformis, 1279 nucleotides long. RefSeq lists its product as uncharacterized. NCBI's taxonomy places the organism in Eukaryota, Fungi, Ascomycota, Leotiomycetes, Helotiales, Mollisiaceae. The transcript is spliced from 5 exons. Bases 1 to 1176 code for a protein of 391 amino acids. The record is from RefSeq and is a predicted model, not a curated record.